Pyricularia grisea is the source of this 2053-nucleotide messenger RNA. RefSeq lists its product as uncharacterized. The transcript is spliced from 8 exons. The record is from RefSeq and is a predicted model, not a curated record. Gene Ontology annotation, molecular function: glucose-6-phosphate dehydrogenase activity; NADP binding. NCBI's taxonomy places the organism in Eukaryota, Fungi, Ascomycota, Sordariomycetes, Magnaporthales, Pyriculariaceae. Gene Ontology annotation, biological process: pentose-phosphate shunt, oxidative branch; glucose metabolic process. Gene Ontology annotation, cellular component: cytosol. Bases 187 to 1710 code for a protein of 507 amino acids.
UUUCCGCGCGACCUCUGUCUGUUCAGUUCACUUCAAUUCCCAAGACCUACCUUGCGAGAUAAUUCUCUCGCAUAUCCCAUUUACCACUGAACUUCCGGUUUACUUCCCAAAGAACUCAACACAAACCGCCAAAUUUCUUAUUCUCUCCUUCUCGAGUCCCACGAAUACCUGGGUUGUGUCAACACAAUGGCCGCAGAAUCCCAUGCCGCUGCCGAGCUGGAGCUCAAGGACAACACGGUCAUCGUGGUCCUUGGUGCCUCCGGUGAUUUGGCCAAGAAGAAGACCUAUCCCGCGCUUUUCGGACUCUACCGGAACCAAUUUCUCCCCAAGGACAUCAAGAUUGUUGGAUAUGCCAGGACAAAGAUGGACCACGAAGAGUACAUUAGGAGGAUCAGGUCGUACAUUAAGACGCCCACCAAGGACAUGGAGCAACAGCUCGAUGAUUUCUGCUCGCUCUGCACCUACGUAGCGGGCCAGUAUGACAAGGACGAGUCUUUUUACAACCUGAACGACCACCUCGAGGACCUCGAGAAGAACCAGAGUGAGGCCCACAGGCUUUUCUACAUGGCGCUCCCGCCCAGCGUCUUCACAAUCGUGUCGCAGCACCUGAAGAGAUGCUGCUACCCCACCAGGGGAAUUGCUCGCGUCAUUGUCGAAAAGCCUUUCGGCAAGGACCUGGCCAGCUCCCGCGAGCUCCAGAAGUCCCUGGAGCCAGACUGGAAGGAAGAUGAGCUGUUCCGCAUUGACCAUUACCUGGGCAAGGAGAUGGUCAAGAACAUCCUCAUUCUUCGCUUCGGAAACUCUUUCUUGGGUGCAACAUGGAACCGUCACCACAUCGACAACGUUCAGAUCACAUUCAAGGAACCAUUCGGCACCGAAGGUCGCGGUGGUUACUUUGACGAGUUCGGCAUCAUUCGUGACGUAAUGCAGAACCACUUGCUGCAGGUUCUGACACUGUUGGCCAUGGAGCGGCCAAUUUCAUUCUCCUCUGAAGACAUCCGUGACGAGAAGGUUCGCGUUCUCCGUGCCAUCCCUGCCAUCGAGCCCAAGAAUGUCAUCAUCGGCCAGUACGGAAGGUCCCUUGACGGAAGCAAGCCGUCUUACAAGGAGGACGACACAGUGCCUAAGGAGUCGAGAUGCCCGACUUUCUGCGCGUUGGUGGCUUACAUCAAGAACGAGCGGUGGGAUGGCGUUCCCUUCAUUAUGAAGGCAGGAAAGGCCUUGAACGAGCAGAAGACGGAGAUUCGUAUCCAGUUCAAGGAUGUCACGUCUGGUAUUUUCAAGGAUAUUCCCCGCAACGAGCUCGUCAUGCGUAUCCAGCCCAACGAGAGUGUCUACAUCAAGAUGAACUCGAAGCUGCCCGGACUCAGCAUGCAGACGGUGGUUACGGAGCUAGACCUGACUUACCGCCGUCGCUUCUCUGAUCUGAAGAUUCCCGAGGCUUACGAAUCAUUGAUUCUGGACUGCUUGAAGGGUGAUCACUCCAACUUCGUUCGAGACGACGAGCUCGACGCCAGCUGGAGAAUCUUCACACCCCUGCUGCACUAUCUUGACGAUAACAAGGAGAUUGUGCCCAUGGAGUACCCCUACGGCUCACGAGGACCUGCCGUUCUCGACGAUUUUACCGCGUCCUAUGGCUACAAAUUCAGCGACGCAGCUGGUUACCAGUGGCCUACCACUAGCGCGGCGAUGCACCCUAACAAGUUCUGAGGUGGGAACUCUGCAAACAUGAGGCACCUCCCAUGACAUGAAAGACGAGCUCAACAAUGGGAUGAAUAAUUAGAGUAUCUUUCGACGCAUGGGUAGUGACUAGAUCUAGUCGAGGUAGGAGACUGCAGAAUGCUCCUCCCACCAGCUUGCCCUUGUAGGCUUGCAAUCUGUGCACGAACGUGGCAUUAUUUCGAUACGACUGUUUGCAACGUUAUUUGGGAACUGGCUGAUUCAGGAGGAUAGAAAUACAAGGAACGGAUGGGCAAGGCAAGCCAAAUUUUUCGAAUUUUAGCACAGAGUUUACGUAUCUAGAUGCCUAACGAAAAAGUUAUAUCACCACAAA